AUGACGUUUUCUAAUGUCCCAUCCCUACAACGGAUUGAGAUCAAGAAGCUGCGGCAGGGAGAUAAUCUGAUCCUGGGCUUCAGCAUCGGAGGAGGGAUCGACCAGGACCCCGGACAGAACCCCUUCUCUGACGACAAGGCUGACAAA
Messenger RNA from Trematomus bernacchii (emerald rockcod), 147 nucleotides. It is a transcript of the gene tax1bp3, whose product is annotated as Tax1 (human T-cell leukemia virus type I) binding protein 3. Gene Ontology annotation, biological process: neurotransmitter receptor transport, endosome to postsynaptic membrane; neurotransmitter receptor transport postsynaptic membrane to endosome. The record is from RefSeq and is a predicted model, not a curated record. Lineage: Eukaryota; Metazoa; Chordata; Actinopteri; Perciformes; Nototheniidae. Gene Ontology annotation, molecular function: protein binding. Gene Ontology annotation, cellular component: adherens junction; postsynaptic membrane; postsynaptic density.